Molecule: messenger RNA, 348 nt
Organism: Helobdella robusta
Lineage: Eukaryota; Metazoa; Annelida; Clitellata; Rhynchobdellida; Glossiphoniidae
Exons: 2
Coding region: 1-348 (115 amino acids)
Source: RefSeq, a predicted model, not a curated record
AUGGCCAACAAUUUCAAAAGAACGUUUUAUUUCAUAUUUGGUCCGAAAAUAUCAAAUAAUUUAACGCACUUUGAAAUAUCAAUUAAUGACAGUAUCAUUGAAAGAAUGAAAACAAUAAAAUUUUCAGUUUCGUGGCAGACUGCUUUUUGGAGUUCGCCUUUUGCAAGCUCUGGCUACAAAAAUUGUGACGAACAACAUGAAAAAUGCGAAUAUUUGUGCCACAGCAAAAAAAGUUACGAAACACGCAUGCAAUUUGAUUGGCAAGUUGGCUCAAACGAUGCUGUGUCAUGUUUCGCUCCAUUACAACUACUGCUGCACAGUCACUUGCUUCGAAUGCUGUCCAUCUGA